UCCCGCCCGCGCCUGAGAGAGCCGUCUUGCCGACCAAGGCCCUCGGCAUCGCCAGCACGAGGGGCGCCAAACCAGGAGUCGCCAUUUUCUGCGGACGAACCAUGAGGCGAUGUAGCAGGGGCUGAGGGGACCCGAAGGCAUGGAUUGUUGCGGAUGCAUCCGCCCGCGGGGAUGGGCCGACGGUGGGAUAUAAGAAGCAGCGUUGGGCCUGAUCGGGGUGCUGUUUGUUCUGGUCUUUCUCUCCCCACCCUCACCGGCCAGUCCUUCGUUUUCCUCUACGACUCCAAGCUUCUAGCUUUGUGGUUCCUUCUUUGACCACGUACUCUCGCUUCUUUAUACACUCGUUACCAAACCACAACACCACCACCACCACCACCACCAUGCUCCCCAUCACCCUCCUGUCGCUCGUGGCGGCCGCCACCGCCAGCGCCAUCCCGGCGCCCCGCGCCACGCAGUGCACCACGCCCGAGGUGCGCAAGGAGUGGCGCGAGCUGUCGACGGACGAGAAGGCCGAGUACAUCCGGGCGGCCAAGUGCCUGCGCGAGCUGCCCAAGCAAAAGUACGCCGACGUUGCCGCCGUGACGACGCGCAUGGACGACCUCGUCUGGACGCACUUCAAGCUCAACCUCGACAUCCACUUCGUCGCAAACUUUCUGCCCUGGCACCGCUGGUACGUGCAGCUGCACCAGGACCUGCUCCGCAACGAGUGCGGCUACAAGGGGACGCAGCCGUACUGGGACUGGAGCAUCGACGCCGACGCCCUCAACACGGCCCACUCGCCCGUCUUCGACCCCGCCACGGGCUUCGGCGGCGACGGCAGGCGCAUGCCGGCGGGCGCGGCCCCGGGCUUCGAGCGCUGCGUGGCCGACGGGCCCUUUGCCAACACCAACCUCACCAUCGGCAUGGGGUGGCCCGACGUCAACACGGUCGGCAACCGCAGGCACUGCUUCACGCGCGAGCUCAACAACGCCUCGGGGCGGGACGCCGACGGGAAUAUGAUAGUGGGCGACAUGCAGGCGGCGGCGUACAACACGCGCGUCAUGCGCACCGUCGACGGCCUCCCGACCUACGCGCUCAUGCACGACAUGCUCGAGGGCCUGCCGCACGCCCAGGUCCACAGCAUCAUCUUUGGCGACAUGGGCCCGGCCACGUCGCCAAACGAGCCGCUCUUCAUGCUGCACCACGCAAACGUCGACCGCGCCUGGGCCAGGUGGCAGGGCCGCAACGCCACCCGUCUCGCCGACUACUCGGGCUUCAACGACCGCAACAAGGUCAACUCGGCCCACAUCACCGACAAGAUGCCCGUCGUGGAGCUGGCCGACGUCCAGCCCAUCGUCCAGGACUACAUGGACAUCCAGGCCGGGCCGCUGUGCUACACCUACUCCAAGAUGACUCUGUAAGGGUCGUUUGUUUUGAUAAUGCCCAUCUAGCCAUGACUUGUUUUCUUGUUUUCUGAAUCCCAGCCGCACUCAGUAUCUGUUGCAUUUUUUCUCAACGCAUUUUUUGGAGCGACCGCCUUUGUACAUAGCCAUCGACGAUUCACGGAUAGCCUCACGAUAUAAGCAACUAUUCGUUACACACAGGAAUACUGCCAUGUAUCUGACAUGGGAACAUAAUCCACACCAGGAUUCCUCCAAGAUCCAACCCUAACUGCGACCCCUGAAGAGCCCCUGAGCCCCAUUAUUAUAUCGUCGGCAACAAGCGCUGCGCCACUCCCGAAUAUUUGUCCAGCUGUGACGAACAGGUCCCAAAUAGCCAGCUCUAGAGUUGUGGUGUUGUACAUUCAUCAAUCAUGGACUUAUCAUAUGCUACAAGGUAGAUAAAAAAAAAAUACCUCAAAGGAGAGGCUUUAAAAAGCAACAACUUUUCUCCCCAUUACUUCCCCCUACCCUUCACAGACGGGUACGACA
Gaeumannomyces tritici R3-111a-1 is the source of this 1910-nucleotide messenger RNA. RefSeq lists its product as hypothetical. The transcript has a single exon. The record is from RefSeq and is a predicted model, not a curated record. The coding region runs from base 381 to 1400 and encodes 339 amino acids. Lineage: Eukaryota; Fungi; Ascomycota; Sordariomycetes; Magnaporthales; Magnaporthaceae. Gene Ontology annotation, molecular function: oxidoreductase activity.